Colletotrichum graminicola M1.001 is the source of this 336-nucleotide messenger RNA. RefSeq lists its product as uncharacterized. Lineage: Eukaryota; Fungi; Ascomycota; Sordariomycetes; Glomerellales; Glomerellaceae. The transcript has 3 exons. The record is from RefSeq and is a predicted model, not a curated record. Gene Ontology annotation, biological process: resolution of meiotic recombination intermediates; replication fork processing. Gene Ontology annotation, cellular component: Fanconi anaemia nuclear complex; FANCM-MHF complex. Bases 1 to 336 code for a protein of 111 amino acids. Gene Ontology annotation, molecular function: protein heterodimerization activity; chromatin binding.
AUGGCAGACAUGGCCAAUGAAGAUGAGCGCGAGCGUCUCAAGGCUGCUCUCUGGUUCGCGGUCGGCAAGAUCGUCGACGAGGAGUCCAUCAAACAAGGCUGCAACGCCACGCCGCAAUUCAUCGGCGCGCUCACCGAGAUGGUGUGGGCCCAGAUUGAAUCUGUUGCUGUCGAUCUGGAGAGCUUUAGCCGGCAUGCACGGAGAUCCACGGUGACCACGGACGAUGUGGUCCUCCUGGCGCGGAAGAACCCUGAUUUGCUAGAUAUUGUUCGCGAUUUCAUCGAUCGGAAGAAGGCGGAUAAGCAAAAGAAGGGCAAGAGCAAGGAAAAGCGGUGA